AUGAAGAAUAAUGAAGAUAUAAGAAGCAAUAAUAGUUCCUUUACAUGUUGUUUAGAAAAUGAUCGUGUGAGGAAAGAAAUUCUUUUGAGAGAUAUUUGUAUCAAUGAAACGUAUGGUAGUGAAAAAGAAAACAAGGAGAGCAUAAAAAAUAAUAAGAAUAUUGAAAUAAAAAAAAAAAAUAUGAGUGUUAUUCAGAUACAUAAAUUUAUUAAUAAAUUAAAGAAUACAAGUAUUACUGAAUUAGAAAAGAAUCAUUUAAAAUUAUUACAAGAAGAUAUAAAACGUUUAAAUAUAAGUAAAUAUAUUGGUGAAAUAUUAAGUUAUAUAUUUGAUUUGUGUUAUCAUGUUAAUAAAUAUUCAGAGAUUUAUCUCUUAAUACAUAUAAUUAAAUAUAUAUAUGAGACGUAUAAAAAUGUAAAUGAGCAUAUUGAAAAAAUAAUUUUCUUAAAAUUUUUUAAGUUAGAAGAAAAUGAUAAAAAUUUCUUUUUUAUUAUAUUUCAUGAUUUAUAUAAUAAUAUUAAUGACAAAGAAAAUAAAUAUGGAAUAAAUCGAACAACAAAAAGGGAAGAUAAGAAGGAGCACAACACGAUCCACAAUAAUAAUAAUAAUAAUAAUAAUAGUGAUGAUGAUGAUAAUAAAGACAAGAAUAAUAAUUAUGUGGUGAAACAUAACAAAGGAAUAACAAAUUCAUACAUGUCCAAUAUAAAUAAUGUAAAUGAUGUAAAUAAUGUAAAUGAACAGGAUAACAUAUUCAAGAACAAUAAAAAUUCUGAAAAUUGUUAUUCAGGAAAUCGAAAUAAUAAUCAAUAUGAAAAUGGGUAUCAAAAUGAUGACAAAAAUAAUGAUGAGAAUGAGGAUCAGAAUGAGGAUGGAGGAAAUAUUUAUAAUCUUAGUAAUUUUAACAAGAUUAAGAAUGAUAUCUUUAAAAAAUUAACUUCCUCUUUUAUGUUAAAAGAAAAUGAAGAAAAAGAUAAUUUCAUUUUUGAAUUUGAUAUAUUUGAACACCAACAUAGUGAUAUAAAACUUAUUAAAAAACUUAAUGUAGAUAAAAAAGUGUAUAUAAAAGAAAUGUUCAAUAAUGUUAAUAUAAUGAAAAAUAUAGAAAAGAAAAAUAAAAUCAGAAAAAUUUUAUUAUGUCUAUAUUUUGAAUUACUUUUUUUAAAAAUAUGUAAUAAUAAAAAUUUAUUUUUAUAUAUGUUUAUAAAUAUUACAUUUUUCUUUUCUUUAAAAUUUUAUCCUUAUAUGGAAGAGCAAAAUAAAAUAACAAAUUGUACCUCUCAAGCAAAAAAAGAAAAUAAUACAAUAUUGUAUGGUAAUAAUAAUAAUAACAGCAACAAUAAUAAUAACAACAGCAACAACAACAAUAAUAAUAACAACAGCAACAACAACAAUAAUAAUAACAACAACAACAAUAAUAACAACAACUACAACAAUAAUAAUAAUAAUAAUAAUAAUAAUAAUAACGGAUGUGAUCUUUUAUGUAAUAUUAAAAAGUGCCUACUAAUAAAUACUAUAACAACAUAUGAUUAUUUUUUCAAUAAUACAAGCAGUAUAUUAAUAGAUGAAAGCUUUUUUAAAAGUACAUCAACAUGCAAAAAAAAUUAUGACAUAAUUACGAAUGGCCCACCAGACGAAAAUACAAACAUUUCUUUAAAUAUCUCUUCCUUGUUAGGAAAUGUAAAGAAUAUGAAAGUAUAUAUUACAAACUUUGUUUCGACUUUUUAUUAUACUAGUAUGUAUUCUUCUCUCGUAUAUUUUUAUGCAGAACAUGUAAUAAAUGAGUAUAGUAACAGAAAUAAUUAUACCCAUAUUACAUAUAUUAAUAAUAGUAUAAAUCAAAAUAAUACUAAUAAUUAUUCUAAUAAUAAUAAUAAUAAUAAUAAUAUUAAUCAUAAUAGUAAUAAUUAUAACAAUCAUAAUGUUAUUAUUAAUAAUAGUAAUUAUCUUCAUAUUAGUAAUAGCACGCAACAUAACCUUUUUAACAAAAAACAUAUGCUUUAUAAAGAUGAAUAUGAUUUUUUCAAAAUAUACGAGAGGAGCAAACAUAUUUGUAAUCUCUUUAAAUUAACCCACAUAAACUUAGAAGAUAUACAAAUAAAUGCUAUCAACAUACUUGGUUUAAACAUAGAAAGUUAUAACCAUAUAAAAAUUUUUGAUCAUAUCAAAAAUAAAAAUGAAAAAGAUAAAGAAAUUAUAAUAGACGAAAAUAAUUCAGUAUGGAUUAAUGAUGAAGAAAAAGCAUUUUAUACUAUUUUUCCAGACUAUUCAAAUAUAAAUAUUUUUAUUAACGAAGAUGAUGAGGAGGAGGAUAAUCAAAAUGAAAACUGUUAUCAAAAUAAUGUAGUGCAUUGUGACAAAAUUAUUUCAACUCUUACUACUAAUCAUACCAUCAUGUCUUCUAACACACAAAAUAAAUCCGAUGUACAAAAAAUUAAAUAUUCUAUAUUAAAGAAGGAAACAAUUAAAAAGGAUAAACUAAACCCAAUGAACAGCUUGAACGUAACAUCUUCUCAUGAUAAAGACACAAAAGGGAAUCUUGAUGAUGGCGAUUGUAUAAAUAAUAGUACCAAUCAAAAGAAUAAUACUUUAAUACAAAUAGGCCAGAAAAAAUCAAAAAUGAAAGAAAACACACCAAAAAAUUUAGCUACUGUGAUAAAACAAUCUGGUGUGGUGAACCCGUCCGGUGUGGUGAAUUCAUCCAGUGGGGUGAACCCAUCCAGUGUGGUGAAUCCAUCCAAUGGUUGCAUUAUUUCUCACAGUUCUUAUAACCAAGGAAACCUUAAAAAUAAGGAACAGAACUUCAAAAUUUAUAUAGAAAAACUUUUAAACAUGAACAAUGAGAAAGAUAUAGAAAAUUACGUUAUGCUUUUCCUAUUAAAUUAUAAUACGAAAAAGAAAAGGAAGAUUAUCGCAAAUAAUAUUAUAUAUAUAAAUAAAGUAACAUUAAAUUUAAUUCCAUAUUAUUGUCGAUAUAUUUGUAUAAUAAAUAAGUAUGCUAAAGAUAUGUAUCCUAUAAUUAUUGAUGAAUUAAAAAAAAUUACUGAGAAAAUAAUAAAAGAAAAAGUACCAUGUGAGAAUAAAAAAACGAAAUGUAUAAAAUAUAUAUGUGAACUAACAAAAUUUAAAUUAUUAGAUUUAUCAUAUAUAUUAGAUAUUAUAUCUAUAUUAAUAGAUAAUUUUACUAUUGAACAUGCGGAGUUAUGUUUUUUUAUUUUAGAAAAUUGUUCUUUUCUUUUAUUAAAUAAUCCUAGGACACAUAUACGUUUCUUAAAUUUAUUUGAGAAAUUAAAAAAAAUAAAAAACACAAAAAAUUUAACAGAAAUGUUAGAAUUAUCUUUUGAAGAAUGUUCUAUUAAAAUAGAAAAUUUUAUAACAAAAAAUAAUAUGUAUACAUCAAAUAAUAAUAGUAAUAAUAAUAAUAGUAAUAAUAAUAAUAAUAAUAAUAAUAAUAUUGUUAAAAGAAAGAAAAAGAAAUAUACUGUUGAACAAGAACAGAAAAAAUAUUUUCUUAAAAAAUUAUUAUUUGAAGAUAUCGAAUAUAAAGAUACAGAAAUUAUAUGUAAAUAUAUAAGAAAAUUUAAUUGGAAUGAUUCUUUUUUUUUAUAUAUUUUAAAAAAAUAUAUUUUUAAAUAUUUAAUGUAUAUGAGUAUAUAUCAAAUAAAUAAUUUAACAUCUUUAUUAUAUCAACUAGCUAAAUAUAAACCCCAAUUUGUAAUACACAUAAUCGAUGAAUUAUAUGAAAAAAUUCUUAAUACUUUAGAAUCGAAUGAUUUUAAGCAAUUUACCUUUUUAAUACAAUAUACACAUUUAUUUGCUGAUUUAUAUAAUUAUAAAAUAUUAAAUUCUACAAAUGUAUUAGAUUUGCUGUAUUAUUUGAUAUCCUUAACAGAUAUAAAUAUAUGUUACAUGCAUGAAAUUAAUUACUUGUAUCCCUUUUUUUCCGAAAAUAAAAAAUUCAUAGAACAUAUAAAAGUCGGCAUAUCCAAUAUUGGAAAUGUGGAUUCUGAAUCUAAUAAAAUCACAACAAUUUUGGAUAUGAACAGAAACACAAAUGAAAUUCAGCAAAAGGAUCUAGAAAAAAAACAAACUUGUCUGAUAUAUUCAACUGAUGAAACGGAUGAAGAAAAUACAAUAUAUAAUAAAAAAAAAAAAAAUGUAUAUGACGGUGAAAAGUGUAUAUGUGAAGAUUCUUUUUUUUCGUAUGACUAUUAUAAAGAGGAUUUUUAUAAAUAUUUAUUCAUUAAUAAAAACAAUCCAAUUUUUUUUCACAUACUUAAUGAUUUACAAAAUUGUACUUUUAUAAAUAUAAAAAUGAUAUGUAUUAUUUUAGAAAAAUGUGCUAAAUAUUUUAACACACAAUUAUUAAAAUAUAAAUUAAAUAAAUUUCUUUUAUUUUUCAUUAGAUUCCUUUUAGUUCUGGAACCCUUACCUAUGUACAUAAAAAAUAUUACAGAUCAUGUUAUCGAUUAUAUAGCACAAGAAAUGAAAUACUUUAAAUCUAUCGAGACACUAGAUAAAUAUUUAUUUAAGAUAUUAAAUACAGAAUAUAAAAUAUAUUUAAAUGCAAAAUUAAAAAUCAAAGAUUCAAAGAAUAUAAAGAAAUAUUAUAUAACCGAUGAUGAUUUAAUUUUUAAGUUGGACCAUCAAGAUAUUAAUCACGAGAAUAAUAUUUCUUCCCAUUAUAAAAAAUCACAGAAAAACGAUGAACCCCAAAACAACAACAAUAAUAAGAAUAAUAAUAACAAUAAUAAGAAUAAUAACAACAAUAAUAAGAAUAAUAAUAACAAUAAUAAGAAUAAUAAUAACAAUAAUAAUAAUAAGAAUAAGAAGAAUUAUUAUCAUAACAGUCAUUUUUGCAGUACUACACAUUCUUUUAAAACCUACAACCCAUACACCAUUCCACAAUAUUCUAAUAAUAAUAAUAAUCAAAAGACAUUGAAUGAACAGACAGGAUUAGAGUCCGUUAAUUACGAACAAGAAAAUAUGGACAAAGAAAUUAAAGACAUAAUUAAUCAAGCAAUACAUGAAAACAAUAAAAUAAAGAAAGAAAGCAAAGAUAUAAAACCUAGGAAUAUUAAAAAUAUUACUUUAUAUACUAAUUUAAUAAAAAAACGGGGCAAACAAAAUUUACACGUAUAA
Plasmodium reichenowi is the source of this 5139-nucleotide messenger RNA. RefSeq lists its product as hypothetical. The coding region runs from base 1 to 5139 and encodes 1712 amino acids. The transcript has a single exon. The record is from RefSeq and is a predicted model, not a curated record. NCBI's taxonomy places the organism in Eukaryota, Apicomplexa, Aconoidasida, Haemosporida, Plasmodiidae. Gene Ontology annotation, cellular component: exon-exon junction complex; cytoplasm. Gene Ontology annotation, biological process: nuclear-transcribed mRNA catabolic process, nonsense-mediated decay.